UUCAGUGGUAUUGCUCAAACGAUCCAGCAGAGGACGCAAAAGUGUCAAGAGAGGCUGGGGAAAAAAACCCGUCUGAGCACAAGGAUGCUCUGCCAGGUGUCGGCUGCAGCAUCAGCACCACUCCUCCUUCUCCUCCUCCAGUCUGCAAUAGCUACAGCUACAUCUCUCUCUCUCUCUCUCUCUCUCUCUCUCUCUCCCUCUCCCUCCGUGCAUCGUCUUUGCUAACGGGAGAGUGAGGAGGGAGUGCAGAGAGACGCGCUUGUCUUUUGCAACUCCUGCAUCAUUUUCACCGACAUUCUUCAGUGAAUCAGCGCCAGAGAAACCCGAAGGUAAGACUGAACAGACCUCUGCGCCCCUGAAAAAGACGGCUUUGAUAACUCGCAGUACACUCAUGACAAGUGGUGAGCUGAAAAGAUUUCAUGAGAUGACAUUUCGUCCCUGGAUUAUUCAACACAAGGGCCAUCAUCACAGAGACCUAGAAGAGCAGAGGCAGAGAGGGAAGUAGGUUUUGUAACUCCGUAAAUGGCCUCGGCAGGUGUCUUUGUGUGCGCAUAAAAAAAUCAGUCCGACAUGAGCGUUCCGACUAGUUUCCAGGGACUGAGAGUCAACGUUGACAGAGGAGAAAAGAUUGGAAGUAAAACCCAGAUCCAGUUCACCCAGCCUGGGGAUGAUAACGCCAAUCAGUUACCUUUAAUCAGUGAUCAGGAAGGACAAGGGUUGACUGAUGACACGGGGUACAGCCCAAGCUCCAUUCCUCCUUUGGUCUCUCAGAGUGAUUCCCCAGAUAAGUUGGUGAUCUGGGACUCGGAGCACCAAUGCAUGGGACCGGAGAUCAGAGACUUUGAGCUUUUGGAGUGUCAGGAGAUACACGCAUUUUUGGGAAGUCAGGAGGAGGACGAGGAAGAAGAUGGCGGGGGAAGUUUACGCGAUGGAAGAGACGAGGGUCCCAUGUCCAUAUCCUCAUGUUCAACUGCCAGCUCCGCUUCAACCGGCGCGAGGAGAAACGACAACGAUGGCAACAAGGUGGAGGGCAGAACACGCAGGGGCAAAGAGGCGCAGAAUAGGGUCGCCUGCCAUAGCACCGAAGAGCUAGACGCGUGUGUGACGAGCUCAGUGGACAAAAGGGACACCAGGUCAGGCAGGCAGAGAGGGAAGGGUGGUCUGAAGGAGUCCAAGUCUGAGACCAACGUGUUUGUGUCCAGCCUGUCAGCUGUUUCCCUCAGCGGAAGCCUGUCUAGUGCUCUGGAUACUAGCGGACAAGCGUCUCUCGUCUAUCCCAACGCCAACAACUCUACCUCAGCUCAGACCAGAAGAAGGCCAACUCCUGGCCCUGUAGAUGCCAAUCAGAACUGUCCACAGACGAAUCCUCAGGAGAAACAUGGCUGUCCUCAGUACGGCAGCCAGGAUCAGAGGCAUGAGGGAAAUCAACAUAGAAGAGGACUCUCCUCUGAUGGGGUGCUGGGCCAAAGGAGAAAGGCUGGGUUUGAGGAGAGGGUGCUGCCGCCACGACGGCAGCAACUCGUCAGACCCCUGUGUCAGACGGAGAUGGGGAGAGGGCGGAGCUUAGCCGAGCCCACCAUUCAACAAACCGAGACAGGGCAACCCCACAACCCGUCUCUAGGUUCACACAGUAAUGGGUCGAACAUAAAGUUUCAAAGGUCGUCUUUACGCGAGCCGUCGGAUUUCUCACACCUGUACAACGCGUGUGGAGUCUUUCAGCUUAGACAACCGUCCCAGAGGGAGGCGGCACCAGUGGAAAAACAGCCAGCUACGACUGCUCAGCAUAGCUCCAGUCCCUCAAACCCUUCCGCUUUGGAGAAGACACCCCAGACUCAGCUGACAUACAGGAGGAAUUGCUCCAGUCCCAACAGGACUAGCGUUGAAUCCAGAUCAUCCACACCUCCGCACUCCCCUCUCAGGACACCCCAGGGCUCACCACGCAGGCAAGCCUCCAUGUACCUCGUUUCCAGGAAUGCCUCUGGAGUAGUUAGACACAUCCCAUCAGGAUGCAACCCUGCUGUAUUGACAUCAGCUCAGGGCUAUGGCAACAGUUGCUUGAGAGCACCAGUCAAAUCUAAUAUAAGCACAAGUGGAAUCCCCAAAGCGCCUCUUAACAACCAGCAGAGCACCCACAGCUCCCCCAGGGAGAGUUCCCCAUCACCCAAACUUAAACCUAAAGGAGUUCGCCCCAAAAUCAUUACCUACGUCCGAAAGAACCCUCAGUUUAAGCCCCAGGCUGCAGACGGACCGUAUCAGGUGUCAUCUCUGCCAUCCAGACUCUCAAUGUACACCAACAGCCAAACACCUAAAGACCCGUCCAAGCCUGACGCGGAAACGAGAGCAGCCCCAGUCCUUAGUGCCUCCAACCUGCUGUAUGACAAGUACCGCCAAGAGAUGCAGACGAACAUUUUCCCGCAAGGAAUGCUGAACAAGAGCAUCAGAGCUCCUGGACACACAAACACCGUCCCCCCUGCGCACACACACAGCCACACGGCACCCCCGAAGCUGGGCAGCAAAGCGGACAACUUCUACGGGGCGCCGUCGGAGGUGGGAAGACCCAUGGGCUUUAAAGGCGGCUCUGCCGAGGAGGCGCUGCAGUCCAGGACGGCUGCUCAGGCCGGAGGGAGCGGCAGCCUCCUGCGCUCUGGCAGAGGUCUGCGUCUGGGUCUGGGGGCCGUCACCAGGACGGCUACAGGCUCAGCCAAGGGCAGAGGGUCCACUCAGGGUCAGAGGUCAGCACCGGUCUUCAGUCAACCAGUCCAGCCAGUCAGCCCAGCCCCAGCGGCCAGUCAGAAGGGCCAAGAUAACAGAGAUCACCAGUUUGUCGCCCAUCAAGCUGCUGCUCCUUCUCCUGCUCCGGCAGCACCAGUCCAGCCCCAGGCCUCUGCCUCUGCCUCCGCCUCCGCCUCCGCCUCCAGGUCUCUGCUUCCCAAAUCAAGCCAGUCGGGCCUGCGACCCCCGGGCUACAGCUCCAGCCGCCUCCCCGCCGGCCGCCUGGCGGCCUUCGGCUUCGUCAGGAGCUCCAGCGUGUCCUCCGUCUCCUCGGCCCACUCCGUCGACAGCACGCAGAGCGACCCCUGCAGGACGGCGCACCGUCUGAGUGUGAGCGAGGAGCCUCCUCUUCACAGGGUGGCCACAGGCCCUGCUUCCACGGAUCACCAGAGAGGGGCGCCAUGUCGCAGCAACAGCCUCCAGCCGCCCUCCACCCCGGCGCUCCCCAGGCGCUACCUGCCACCUCAGCCCAGAAGCUCUCCCGGAGUCGUCCGGAAGGAGUUUCAGCGGAGCUCAGAGGUCACGCGCUCCCUCCCGUCGUCCCCCAAGAGGCUGGCAGUGGUUCCUCCCAAACCUCAGUCGCCAGUCCAGUCCGGGCAGCGGCCCGCGGCGGCGGUGCGGGGGUCGGCCCCCUCGGGGUCGCCUCUUCGCGUGGCCCCCCUGAGGCCGCAGCAGGAACAGCAGGAGAGCCUGCAGAAGGAGAAAGAGGAGGCUCAGCGGAAAGAGAGGGAAAGGCAAGCGGAGGAGAGGGAGAAGGAGGAGCAGAGGGAGGAGGUUCAGAGGCUGCAGGGACGCUGCGAACAGCAGGAGAGGCAGCUGAAAGCUCUCAGAGAUGAGCUGAAGAUGACUUCCCUGGGUCUAGAAGCUUUCAUCAUCACCACCCAGCAUUACUGCCUCAAGAGUAAAACUACAGAAGAAAAUCAAAGGCAGUUGUCCCAGGAAAUGCAGAAGAUCAGAGAGGAGAUGGCAUUCAACUCGGUGCGCUGCGAGAGACUGAAGAGGGAAAAAUCAGCCCUGGAGGUGGCCUUCGAGCGAGAGCUGCAGGAGCUCCAGGUGCAGCAGGAGGCAGAGCUGGCUGCCGUGGAGGAAGGGCUCCGGAAGUGUCACUCAGCGGAGACGGAGCACCUGAGGGUGGAGCAUCGGUCGGAGAUGGAGGAGCUGAGGACUCAGCAACAGGAGCAGAUGGAGGAGAUCACAGUCAGCCACCGGGCGGCCAUUCAGGAGCUGAGAGACAUGCACAACAUCACCAUGGCAACGCUGCACGAGGAGCACGCCCGUACCAUGAGAGAUUUAAGGAAAGCACACGAGCAGCAGAAGGCGCUUCUGGAGGAAGAAUUUGAGAAACUCAGGCUUUCUCUACAGGACCAAGUGGAUACUUUAACAUUUCAAAACCAGACUUUAAGGGAUAAAGCCAAACGCUUCGAGGAGGCUCUGAGGCGGAGUACAGACGAGCAAAUAGUUGACGCUCUGGCUCCAUACAAACACAUCGAGCAGGACCUGAAGAGCCUGAAGGAGGUGGUGGAGAUGAAGAACCAGCAGAUACAUCAGCAGGAGAAGAAAAUCUCCGACCUGGAGAAAGUGCAGGCUCAGAAGAACGUGUUCCUCGAGGAGAAGGUGCAGGUUCUGCAGCAGCAGAACGAAGAUCUGAAGGCUCGGAUCGAAAUGAACCUCGUCUUGUCCAGGCAACUGUCGGAGGAGAACGCCAACCUCCAGGACUCCGUGGAGAAGGAGAGCACCGAGAAGAAGCGUCUGAGCCGGAACAACGAGGAGCUGCUGUGGCGUCUCCAGACCAGCCCCCUCAUGUCCCCCGCCUCCUCCCCGCUGCACCGCUCCUUCUCCACCUCCCCGGCGCCGUCGUCCCCGUUGUUCUCCUCCUCGCCGGUGGCGGGGUGCGACUCCCCCACUCACUGCCACGGCUGUCCCCAGCAAGCUCAGUACUGCUCUCCCUCCCACAGAGCCAACCAGAACAUGUCCCCCGGGCCGGCCACGCCCACUCACAGGGCGGCGGUCAAUCAGAAUUACUCCCCCGGCCCGGGCACCCCCACACACAGGGCCGGCCGCUGCAACGCCAACGCUUGUCUAAGCUCCCUGCAGAGAUAAGCGCUUUUUAUCGGUUCGUUUUCUAAUCGGACUCAUUCCUUUUUCGUCCCUCACCGUCAAAGCACCGAGGUCACACGGCCUCCAUCUUUUGAAACACAACUUUAUACACAGAAAUCCGACGCUGAAACUGAGAACAGAUGAGCGCAGCAGGGCAGUUCUCUGUCCUCCAUCUACACCAUCGAUGUAAAGUCUUGAGCUAGACUGUAAAUACUUUAUGACAGCGACGCUGAGAGUGUUGACAUGCGGUUAAAUCUGCAUGGGCAGUCAGGUGAAAGUACAGACGAGAGCAGAACACUAUCAGAACGCAAUAUUCUGCAAAUGAUUGUUAAAAAUACAGUCACGUCCUUAGUUAAAUAAGCUCUAUUCUCUUCAUUGGGAUUCUUAAACGCGAUUCUGUUUUAAUGGAAGAAUAGUUUUUUUUUUUCUCAUCUGAAAAAAAGAAAAAAAAAUCCCUACAAAGCGCCUUACACUCCGUCCUGCCGGCUCACCAGCAGAGAGCGACCAGCGUUUCGUCUCUAAUGGACUCUGGAUGUAGAGUUUGUUUCAAAGCAAAUUAGCGUUUCUAUCCUCCUCAAGGUCCGCGUGACGUUUUCUAAUUCGUUCUGUGCUGAUUGUUUUACAACUCUCUGUGGAGACCCCAGCCAUUUUACCUGCAAAAUAUACAGGCCUAUAAUGUUUUUUUUUUUUUUUUUUUUU
This is a messenger RNA of Mugil cephalus (flathead mullet), 5568 nucleotides long. It is a transcript of the gene mtus2a, whose product is annotated as microtubule associated tumor suppressor candidate 2a. Gene Ontology annotation, cellular component: cytoplasm; nucleus. The record is from RefSeq and is a predicted model, not a curated record. Gene Ontology annotation, molecular function: microtubule binding. The transcript has 16 exons. Lineage: Eukaryota; Metazoa; Chordata; Actinopteri; Mugiliformes; Mugilidae. The coding region runs from base 571 to 4872 and encodes 1433 amino acids.